CACAAAUACUAAAGUAAGAAAAAAAAAAUGGCUGGAGAGGAGUUGUUGAAACUGUUCGAGGAAAACUGGUCGGAGAGACCAAUCUUCAAGAAAGAAAAAAACUCUUUGAAUCUCAGUGAACAAGUUCGAGAAGAAAAAGAAGAAGAAGAAGAUGUGAAGAAUAAUCCGGUAAGCUUUCUUGUAGAGAGGGCUAUGAGUGAUCAGACGAUGAUGACGAGUUCCAAGACGAGCUUGUUUGUUUUUUCAUCAGAUGAUUUGUUCUCGUCUCCUAGAUCGGUAUUAAGCGUUAAAGCAUCGCCGAUGAAGCUUCAGACGAUUCUCUCCGGGAAAGAAGUGAAUGAGUUCUCGAAAGCGGAAAGGGAAAGGGUAUUCUCUGAAAAAACAGAGAAGGAAGAACAGAGGAAAAAGAAGCAGAGCAAUGUGAGAACGAGAAGGGGAAAGAGUAUGUCGGAUUUGGAGUACGAGGAGCUUAAAGGGUUUAUGGAUCUGGGUUUUGUCUUCUCCGAGGAAGACCAUAAAGACUCAGAUUUGGUUUCGAUUCUUCCUGGAUUGCAGAGAUUGGUGAAGAAAGAUGAUGGAGGACUGAGAGUAACAGAGGAAAACAUAAGCAACGGAAACAGAGUAGCGAGACCCUAUCUGUCGGAAGCGUGGGAUCUUUGUGGAGGGAGAAAAGGGAAGAGACAGAUGACGCCGGAGAUAAAGUGGAGAGUUCCGGCGCCGGCGGUUAAAGAAGUUGAGCUGAAAGAUCAUCUAAAACUUUGGGCUCAUGCAGUGGCUUCGACUAUUCGAUGAUAAUAGCACAAAAGCUAUAUCCGAUCCUUUGUGUAUCUGUUAGCUUUGAUUAUUCUGGUUUUAAAUUCCUGGGAAUAAAAAUGAUUGUUCACAAAAC
This is a messenger RNA of Eutrema salsugineum, 889 nucleotides long. RefSeq lists its product as uncharacterized. The record is from RefSeq and is a predicted model, not a curated record. The transcript has a single exon. Bases 28 to 792 code for a protein of 254 amino acids. NCBI's taxonomy places the organism in Eukaryota, Viridiplantae, Streptophyta, Magnoliopsida, Brassicales, Brassicaceae.